CAUCCAUCAGCAGUUCUGGACAAGUCUUGGACAAGUGGAUCACAACCAUCUGCAGCUUUACUUUAUAGGAAUAUCUAUCAAAAUCAAUUUAGGAAAUGGGGCUUCUUCUUCUUCUUCUUCUUCUUAUCUGCUCCAGCCUCUGGUCCAGCCUUGGAGAUUCUUCAAAAAUGUAUUACGUAUUGCUCGUACCAGCUGAGGUGCAUUAUCCCUCCACAGAGAAAGCAUUUGUACAUGUGAUUGGAGCUCGAGAAAACCUGACUCUCACAGUCACCUUACAGUCCGAGGGUGAGGAUAUUAUGUUACACCAGCAGGACAUGACUGGUCCAAUGCUUCAUCACUGUAUACAUUUCCAGGUCCCUGCCCCAGCAGAUGGUGAGGAGGAAGUUGUAUCAAUCCAUAUUUCUCUGCUGGGCAAAUCCACUGACGUCUCAGAGAGCAAAAAGAUACAGAUACGUCACAUGGGCACGGCCACCAUGAUUGAGACUGAUAAGCCAAUGUACAAUUGUGGAGAACAAGUGAAUUUCCGGAUCCUGAUAUUUAACAUAAACUUCCUUGCUGCCAAUGGCAUGGUAUCACUAGUGCAGCUGAAGGAUCCAAAGGAAAAUCUUAUUUCUCAAUGGAUAAACCUAAGCCCCCAGCAAGGGAUCAUUGACUUGUCCUUCUCUCUGGGUUCUGAAUGCAUAGAAGGGAUGUACACCAUAAAGACACCAGAUGAACAGCAAGUGUUUCAAGUUCAAGAGCACGUUCUACCAAGGUCUGAAGUUCUCAUGAUGCUUCCUUCUGCGGUCACUGUUUUGGAUCAAACAUUGGAUUUCAAAAUAUGCGCCAGAUAUACCUUUGGGGAGCCUGUUUCAGGCACAAUCACUUCCAAACUGUGCCGUAAAGUUGUGCCCUAUUACUGGAACGUUUCUAGUCGUCCUACAGAUAUUUGCACAACUCACACAGGACGGACGGACGAGACAGGGUGCUUAGACAUGGAGGUAACAACUGCCUCAUACCAGCUUCGAUCUUAUGAUUACCAGAUGAAGUUUGUAGCUGAAGCAACCCUUGAGGAAGAUGGGACCGGGAUGCAAAUUAAUGCCACUGGCAGCAGCCGAAUAACAGCUGUGAUCGCGAAGGUGACCAUUGAGGAUGUAGAAAUAUCAGAUUCCCAUUACAAGCCUGGACUCAGAUACAAGGGGAAGAUGAAAUUAGAAGGUGCAGACGGAACCCCCAUGAAAUCUCAAACUCUGUACCUCACAGAGGAAUACAACAGGGAGAAAAAAGAACGGACGUACAUAACAGACGAAAAUGGGCAGGUGACCUUUACCUUAGAUACCAAGCCUUGGAAAAGUCAAUCUGUCUAUCUAACGGCCUCAUACAUGAAGAAAAAAACAGAAAUAAUCUACGGAGAGCUUAACCCUGUCUAUAUAGAUGCACAUAUCACCCUGCAGCCCUUCAGCACCUUAACCAACAGUUUCCUAAAAAUCCAACCUGCGGACUUGCCCUUGACUUGCCACCAGGAGCACCAAAUAGAAAUAGAUUACCUCAUCCGGGGCAGUGAGUUGAUGGGUAAUGUGAAGACCUUGGAGGUGGUAUAUGUGGUGGUUGCAAAAGGGAACAUUGUUUUAAAUGGGCAGAUGUCAAUAAAUGUCAAUAGGAACUCAGUUGUAACAGGGACUUUACAGCUGCCCCUCAUGGUCACUGCUGACAUUGCACCGCUGAUGUACAUGUUGGUUUAUACGAUGCUGAACAAUGGUCAGAUGUCAGCUGAUACCGAACGGUUCCAAGUCGAAAAGUGCUUUAACAACAAAGUGACCCUGCAAUUCUCAGACGAUGAGGUUACCCCUGGUUCAACUGUCUCCAUGCACCUCACAGCAGCUCCUGGAUCUCUCUGUUCCAUCAAAGCAGUUGACAAAGGUGUUUACUUAUUGAAUCCCAAAGCUGAGAUUUCUACAGACACGCUGUACAAUUUAUUAGAUUUGAGAAGUCGUUAUGGGUAUCCAUACAGGGUUCAGGAGCAAGACUUCACCUGCUGGAAAGGCCCCUCUCGAUACAAUAAACGUUCACUUGAAACCUUUCACCGCAAAAAACGAUUCGUUUCAUUUUCUCCUGAACCCAGCGCACCUGAUGCAUUCUCUCUCAUCAAGAGACUGGGGAUAAAAAUUCUUUCAAAUGGCAUUAUAAGGAAUCCAGCUCAAUGUCUUCAUUCGCCCUUUAAGGCCAGUCAGUUUGGAUACGACAGCUUUGCUCAUACCAUCUUAGAAGAGGAACCUUCACGGAUGGUAGAGAGACCUAGGGAUACGGCUUACGGAAAAGAUAUGUUUACUGAUAUAAAACAGACAAUUCGUCAAAAUUUACAGAAAACAUGGAUAUGGGAAUUGGUACCUGUUGGAUCUUCUGGAGAGGCUGUCCUCAACACACAGAUCCCUGACGUCAUCACUGAAUGGAAGACCAAGAUGUUCUGCAUGGGCGACAGUGGACUUGGCCUGUCUCCACCAGUCUCCAUAAAAACAUUCCAGUCAAUUUUCCUUGAACCUAUUCUCCCAACCUCCAUAGUCAGAGGAGAAACUUGCGUUUUGAGAGCUCUGAUAUUUAACUACCUGGAUGAUACAACAAUGAUUAAAUCAACAGCAUUGGCCUCACCUCAGAUGGAGAUUAUUCCGUGUGAGAACUGCAGUUACAUCCAAUGCCUGGCUCCUCACGAGACCAAGAUUUUUACCUGGAAUGUAAGACCACUAAACAUCGGUUUGUUGCCGAUUACUGUAAACAUAGAAGCCAUCUCUACAUCAGAGCUUUGUGAUGGAAAGACACCAGUGGUGCCAGAGAAUGGGGCGUCCGAUACAUUAAUCAAAUCUGUGAUUGUUAAGCCGGAGGGCAUGGUAGUGGAAACAUCUCAGAAUACAAUGCUCUGCGCUUCAGGAAACCUGUCAAAGGAAGUGAUAUCCAUUAGUUUACCACCAGAGGUUGUGCCAGACUCUGCAAGAGCCGAGAUUUUUGUAAUGGGAGACUUGUUGGCAGUUGCUCUUCAAGGCACAGAGGAUCUCCUCAAACUCCCUAAUGGAUGUGGAGGGCAGAACAUGAUGCACUAUGCCAUAAAUGUGUAUGUACUGCAGUAUUUAGAAAAAACAGGCCAACUGUCAGAGUCUAUCAGAGCCCAAGCGGAGGACUUUAUGAGACAUGGUUACCAACAGGAGCUGAAAUUUAAACGAAUAGAUGGUUCAUUCAGUGAAUUUGGAGAUAAAGAUAAAGAAGGAAACACAUGGUUAAACGCACUUGUGAUGAAGACAAUGUACGCGUCUUCCCGAUACAUCUCUGUUGAGCAGAAGCACAUUAACGAUAUAGCCAAAUGGCUCAAAGAAAACCAGCUCCCAAGUGGAUGCUUCACUUCCAAGGGAAAGCUUUUCAAGGAGUCUCUUUCACGCAGAGCAGUGAGGACAGUGAAUCACCCACAGAGCAGUGAGGAAGGAAAUAAUGAUGACGUCGCUUUUACAGCAUAUGUGGCUAUUUGUCUAUUUGAGUGUGACUGGCCCAGAGAGGAUGAAAUGUUGAAAAAUUCUAUGCGAUUCCUGCAGGCAUCACUACCACAGGUGGACCAGCUGCACACCAAGGCUCUCCUUUCCUACCUCUUCACUAUGUCUGGAGAUACAGAGCUAAGAGAGGGGCUCCUGGAGGAACUGUAUGAGGAAGCUGUUAUUAGAGAUGGACAGGUCUACUGGUCUUUUAAAACAGACUCCUCAUCAUCCAAGCCAAAUUCGUUAGAGGUAGAGGUAGCAUCCUUUGUGGCCCUUGCCCAUCUUUCCAUGAAAGCCCCCACUAAGAAAGACAUCUUCAAUGCUUCAAAGAUAAUUUCUUGGCUGUCCAAUAAGCAGAAUUCACAUGGGGGCUUCGCUGGCACACAGGACACAUUGGUGGCAUUUCAGGCUUUGUGUCGUUAUGCUGAACUGACCUACACUGGACAUCUAGAUUUAGAGGUGACGGUAACUGGAGAUGAUUUUCAAUACAAGUUCUCGGUGAAUGACACGACUCGACUCCUACUGCAAAAAGGAUCUCUCCAGCAGAUACCGGGAAACUACACUAUACAGCUCAAAGGGGAAGGUUGUGCAUAUGUACGGACCAUGCUGAAAUACAAUAUGAAUUCUGCCGAGAAAAGCAUAAUGUUCGACCUUCAUGUCAAUACCACUACGGCAGACUGCAAGGACCGAACUAAACUAUGUUUCCACAUUAACAUUUGCACACGGUAUAUUGGGCAGCGGACAGAAACUGGCAUGGCGUUAAUUGAAGUUGAUUUACUCUCCGGCUGCAGCGCCGAUAUAGAAACCAUAGCAAAGCUUGAGAUGCAAAGUUUGGUAAUGAAGACUGAAGUCAAAAGGGAUAAAGUUAUCAUUUAUAUUAAUGGGCUCUCUCAUCAAACUGAAUGUUUCUCGUUCACCAUAAUUCAAGAUAUCCCAGUGGAAAAUGUGCGCCCCCAGCUGGUCAAGGUGUUUAGUUACUAUAUGCCAGAUGAAGAGGCCUACGCAAUGUAUAACCUACCCAACUAAGAGGGAGAAGGAAUGUCUCUUGAAUAGAAAUGGGAAGCCAACAGGCACGAACACGUUGGUGUCCAGAAUAACAUCAGAGAAAAAUUCAGCUUUUAUGUUUAUUCUGUUGUCAAGCAAAAUAACAAAUUGUACACGUUAUUACU
Messenger RNA from Pelobates fuscus (common spadefoot toad), 4663 nucleotides. Its product is annotated as alpha-2-macroglobulin-like protein 1. The record is from RefSeq and is a predicted model, not a curated record. Bases 96 to 4520 code for a protein of 1474 amino acids. The transcript is spliced from 36 exons. Gene Ontology annotation, molecular function: endopeptidase inhibitor activity. NCBI's taxonomy places the organism in Eukaryota, Metazoa, Chordata, Amphibia, Anura, Pelobatidae. Gene Ontology annotation, cellular component: extracellular region.